CUUCCUUAAAGUCAGGCAAAUGAGUUUGCGGAUUAAUUUAAACAAACCCUUUUCUGCUUCCCAAUGCAAGUCACAAGUGUUUUGAAUGAAACAUUACUGCAAUUGCUUAAGGGCAACUAUAAAGGGUCAUCUUCAUGGCUGUAAGGAUUAUGAAGACAACACUGCUGUAGUCCUUCUAUGAUAUUAGUUUAGAUUGAUGAGGUUACCUCUUGAUGAGGUUAUGUCUUUAGUUUUCUUUAUAUUAACAUAUUUGCCUUGUAAAACUUUAUGGUAACUAUUAACAUUUGCUUAUACAAAAACUGAACCUGAUCUUCUGAUUGGUCAAAGAUUUUCAGCUUUUAUUUUUUCCCUAUAUAAUUAAACAUUGUAGGGUUGUGAUAACAUCAUUGUUGACUUCUGCUCUACAAGGCUGUCUGGUGUAGAUCACGCAUAUAAAAAUGAAGGCAUCCAUUUCUCUUUACCUGUUUUUGAGUCUCUGUGGACUGAGCUCUGCUCUCUUUAGAAAACACUUUUAUGUGAAUAAAGGACUUUACUGGCAAGAUGCACAGAAGUACUGCAGAGAGCAUCAUGAUGAUCUGUCCACCGCUAGCAGUCAAGAGGCACAGCAGCUCACCCGUAAUCCAGAGUUUAGUGAUCCACAGGUUAGUGAUCCAAGAUUCUGGGUUGGACUCAACAAUCUAAACAGUCUAAACUCAACAGAAUGGGUUUGGUCCGGAGGUGAAGAAGAAGCAUUUGAUUAUUGGGCCGAUGGAGAACCAAACUCGGCUACUGAGCCUUGCACUGCUGUACUGAAAUCAAAUUCUAAACUUAUCAAUGUUGUGUGCGAGCGAAAUUAUCCAUUUUAUUGCAUGGAGAGAUUUGAGCCGAUUCUGGUGCAGGACAAUAAGACUUGGGAAGAGGCUCUGGACUACUGUAGACACAACUACAAUGAUCUCGUCAGUAUCGACUCUGUGAGGACAAUGGCAGAGGCGAUAAAUAACACCAUGACAGCACAGACAACUAAUGUAUGGAUUGGACUACGGUUUUUAGCUGGACAUUGGUUCUGGAUCAAUGGGGGAGAUGUUGAAUAUAAAGCCUGGUCUGAGGGAGAGCUCCAGUGCCCGUCCAAAAAUCUCCAGUGUGGAGCUUUGGAUACAGAACACAACGUUUGGAAACCUGAAGACUGCGAAGAGCGACUCAACUUUUUGUGUCUUAAGAAGCACAAAUAGCUAAAUAGUUUGACCCGAUUUCAAGCUCAACCUUCUCUCAUUUUAAAACACCAGUAUACAUGAUUUGAAAGAAGAUGAUAAGUUGUAGAUCAAUGCAAAUGUAUCGUGUAUAAUGUUGUAGAUAAUUUACAAUAGUUUUCACUUUAACUGAUUAUUUUGUAAAAAAAUGUGGCAUAAAAUAUUGAUCUACUAAUAUUAUUGUUGGUGUUUCUGAAACAUACACUGUUCAUUUUAUGUUUAUAUAUUACAAUACAUUUUCUUUGUGGGUUUAAUGCUUCAUUUAUUUGUAGAAAACAGGUAUGUGUUGUUGAUGAUGGUAUAAUCAUUUAGGAAUAAUCAUUUAGACACUUCUUUCAGCUCUUCUUGUCUAAAUGGUCAGAUUUGGCCAUACUGUACUUUAACAAUAGCAGACCUUCGGCUGCAGUAAUAAGUCUGCCUUAUACUGUCACAAUACUGUCAUGUUGAAACUCAUAAAAAAUACAGUCUGUUUUUAUCUUUUUUUUUUUUUACAAAAUUUAAUCAACACUGUAAAAAGAGAAAGCUAUUUAAAAGCUUACUUCAAAUUGGUAACACCUAAAAAAUUAAGCCAUUUCUUACUUUAAGUAAAACAUUUAAGGUGAGAAAACAUUUAAAAAUUACUUAUAUUGGACACCUAAAAUAUUUAAACAUUUAAAGUAAGAAAUUGUAAGUUGAACAUUUGUAGUAAAAUGAUUGAAGUAAUUUUUCAAGUUGAUCUAACUUUUACUUGUUACAGUGUAAUCAAACACAUAUAUUUUACUAUUUAAAAUGGGUAUCGGUCAAUCUCAGUUAACUAUUUAAUUUGCUUAAUAUUUAAUAGGAUUUUUAAUGAAAGAUGGAUUUAUAAAAUUUAUUAUACAAUUAAUUCAUUUUGGUUUCUCAAGACCAGUUACUGAGCUAUACAUCCAAAUUAAUAUUAUUAUUGUAAUGUAAUGUAAUGUACACUUUCUAUUUCUCACAUUAAUGUUAACUAAUUCCCCGCCAGCCAUUUUUUGAAAUGUUGGCCGUGUGAUUUUCACAAAUGUUUCAAAAAUGCCUUCCAAUUUUCUUCUAAAAAUAUAAACUUUCAUCCUAUCUAUAUUUUUCAUUAUUAUUGGUUCUUAUACCACAGGGCUGUUGAAUGCUUUAUUCUGAUUGACUGAGAAAUGUUCCAUGGGUGUUGAUUAUUUUUCUGUAAACCGCACACCUACAGGUAACUUGUCAAAUGUCUUAAAAAUAAACACCAGAGCAAUGUUUUUGGUAACCUUGUUAUAAAUGCAGUCAUUUUUAGCGCCUUCGAACUGUUAAAUCUACAAAAUCAGUGCUACUUCCCCUAAGGUUAAAAAAACAACUGGGUUGAAAGUGCCAUUUAAAAGGUGGUUUUCCAAAAUAUCA
This is a messenger RNA of Misgurnus anguillicaudatus (oriental weatherfish), 2600 nucleotides long. RefSeq names its product lymphocyte antigen 75-like. The record is from RefSeq and is a predicted model, not a curated record. Lineage: Eukaryota; Metazoa; Chordata; Actinopteri; Cypriniformes; Cobitidae.